CAUCAUGCCUUUGUCCCGCAUUAUCAAGUCGGUACUCCAUACAGCGCAUGCUGUUCUGACAAACCCGUACAAUCGGAAGCGAUCUUCAUUUAGGUCCUCACUCAUUCACACUUCACUCACGAUCCGCAAGAUAUACAAAGUCACCCUACUCCGCCCCGAUCUGUCUAUCCUCGCUUCCAAAUCGCAAGCAAUCCGCUCACGCAGACCCGCCACAUAUCGUCCAUAAACCCUACACAGGAUGGCCGCGUCAGAUCUCGACCAGUUGGUCAUGAUGGGAUUCGACAAGGAGAGAAGUGAGAUGGCCAUCAAGGAAACUGGCGGUUUGGCCGAUGCCAUCGACUGGCUAGAUCAGAACUCAUCCAAAUCAUUAGAAGAACUCAGAAGCGAAAAGGAAGCCGCAGCACAAGCAAAAGCCGAAGAAGCUGCUGAUCAGGCGCGGAGUCUAGUGUGUAACGAAUGUGGAAAGAAAUUCAGAGGGACAGCACAAGCCGAGUUUCACGCCUCCAAAUCGGGCCAUACAGACUUUGCAGAGUCGACCGAGGAGAUCGCACCUCUGACUGAGGAAGAAAAGCAGGCCAAGUUAGCAGAACUGAGGGAAAAGCUGGCAGCGAAGAAAGCGGUGCUGUCGGAGCAGGACAAGAUUGACCAGAAGCGAAAUGAACAAAUCAACCGCAAGAAGACGAAAGAGACCGAGGAUCUGAAGGAGCAGCUGCGGGUGAAGGAACAGAUCAAGGAGGCUGAGAAGAAGCGACGGGAGAAGCAAGCAGACAUUGAGGCGAAGAAGCGAAUACAGGCCAAGAUUGCCGCCGACAAGGAAGAGCGAAGAUUGAAGAACGAGAGAGAAAAGGCUGCCCGAGCAGGAAUCGCAGUUCCGGUGGCAGAAGCCGCUGCACCUGCUCCGGCGCCCCCGAAGCCUGCAUCAGACUACAAGGAGACGCGCCUCCGUCUCCAAACAACAGCCGGCAACAUCAUGAAGACCUUCCCUGUUGAGACGACGCUGUUCGAGGUUGCCGCUGCGGUGGGUGAGGAGACAGGGCGAGAUGUUGAGAGUUUUACUCAGAAUUUCCCCAGGAAAGUGUUCAGCCAGGAAUACUUCGGCGAGUCGCUGAAGGAUCUGAAGUUGGUGCCAAGUGCAAGUUUGAUUGUAACGUAGGUCUUCUCACUCUCUAUCUCUUUGAGCUUGACGAAGACUCCAUGGCGAAGGAGUGGAAAAUGGACCUGGUGGGUGCCUGGGCUGGCAAGCAUAUCGGAUCAUGUUGCCAUCGGUUGAUCCAGGCUGGGCUGACGAAGAAUGAAAGGGACUAUCCACUACCUUGGUAGCCCGCCAAUAUGUGAGAAACUCAAUCUUGGGCGACUUGCGCACAACGAUCCAUUAGAUGUAGAAACGAGAAGUGGUAGGUUGACUUCAGUACAUAGUACAAUAAAUAACGCGUCGAGCACUCGAGG
Exophiala xenobiotica is the source of this 1446-nucleotide messenger RNA. RefSeq lists its product as uncharacterized. Bases 239 to 1153 code for a protein of 304 amino acids. Lineage: Eukaryota; Fungi; Ascomycota; Eurotiomycetes; Chaetothyriales; Herpotrichiellaceae. The transcript is spliced from 2 exons. The record is from RefSeq and is a predicted model, not a curated record. Gene Ontology annotation, molecular function: protein binding.